UAACUUUUAGUCAUUGGCUGAAUACCAUACAUCUCCUCAUGUCGUCUUCCCUGAAAACGAAGGCUUCAAUAUGACCACAACUUAUAAAGUUAUAAUUAACCUUUGAUUCCGUUUAUAGUCAAACCUGCAAAUAUCAAUUAACCGCCCAAAUGCUCAUAAUUCAUAUCUUCACUUAGUAAUAACCAACACCCUUUGAUCAACUCGAUCUCACGAUCUCUCAUUCUCCUCCUGCUAAUUAUUGUCGAAUUCGGGGAGAAGAUGAGUUCGUUGUUUGUUAAGGGGAUGAUUCUAAAAUCAGCUGAUGAGUCGUGUUUACCGACGAGAUUGAAACAACGGCGGACGGGUGAUCACCAGAGAUUAAACCACCACCACCGUCAACCGCGUUUUAUACGGUGGGUUUCUGGCGGGAUAGAAGCACACACCAGUGGUGGUUCGGUUCCAAUUCGAGCGGUUCUUAAUCCAGUGUCUCCUCCGGUGGUAACGACUAAAAAGAGAGUAUUCACUUUUGGCAAAGGAAGAAGUGAUGGUAACAAGGACAUGAAAUCCUUGUUGGGAGGAAAAGGAGCAAACCUUGCUGAGAUGGCAAGCAUUGGUCUAUCAGUUCCUCCUGGGCUCACUAUUUCAACUGAAGCAUGUGAUGAAUAUCAACAAAGUGGAAAAAAACUGCCUCCUGGUUUGUGGGAUGAGAUUUUGGAAGGCUUACAGUUUGUCCAGAAAGAGAUGGGUGCAUCUCUCGGCGACCCGUCUAAGCCUCUCCUCCUUUCCGUCCGUUCAGGCGCUGCGAUAUCGAUGCCUGGUAUGAUGGACACCGUAUUGAAUCUUGGGCUUAACGACGAGGUCGUGGCUGGUCUAGCCGGCAAAAGUGGAGCGCGUUUUGCCUACGACUCAUAUAGAAGGUUUCUAGAUAUGUUUGGCAAUGUUGUCAUGGGUAUCCCACAUGCAUUAUUUGAGGAAAAGUUAGAACAGUUGAAAGCUGAAAAAGGGGUUCACCUCGACACCGGCCUCACUGCUGCUGAUCUUAAAGAUCUUGUUGAGCAAUACAAGGACGUGUAUGUCGAAGCAAAGGGUGAAAAGUUUCCUACAGAUCCAAAGAAACAGCUCGAGUUGGCGGUGAAUGCGGUUUUUGAUUCGUGGGACAGCCCGAGGGCCAAUAAGUACAGGAGUAUUAACCAGAUAACUGGGUUAAAGGGGACCGCGGUUAACAUUCAAUGCAUGGUGUUUGGCAACAUGGGGGACACUUCAGGAACCGGUGUUCUUUUCACUAGGAAUCCAAGCACGGGUGAAAAAAAGCUUUAUGGGGAGUUUUUGAUCAAUGCUCAGGGAGAGGAUGUUGUUGCUGGGAUCAGGACACCACAAGAUUUGGUGACCAUGGAGACUUGCAUGCCGGACGCAUACAGAGAGCUUGUGGAGAACUGUGAGAUCUUAGAGAGACACUAUAAAGAUAUGAUGGAUAUCGAAUUCACAGUUCAAGAAAACAGACUUUGGAUGUUGCAAUGCCGGACAGGGAAACGUACCGGCAAAGGUGCAGUGACAAUUGCGGUAGAAAUGGUGAAUGAAGGGUUAAUUGAUACAAAAACGGCAAUUAAGAGGGUUGAAACUCAACAUCUAGAUCAACUUCUUCAUCCACAGUUUGAUGAUCCAUCAGCUUACAAAAGCCAAGUGGUAGCAACCGGUUUGCCGGCAUCCCCCGGGGCAGCAGUGGGGCAGGUUGUUUUUAGUGCAGAGGAUGCAGAAACAUGGCAUGCACAAGGAAAGAGUGCCAUUUUGGUAAGGACCGAAACCAGCCCAGAAGAUGUUGGUGGUAUGCAUGCAGCAACGGGAAUCUUAACAGCUAGAGGAGGAAUGACAUCGCAUGCAGCAGUGGUGGCCCGUGGGUGGGGGAAGUGUUGCGUUUCUGGUUGUGCUGAUAUUCGUGUGAAUGAUGACCAGAAGGUUCUUACGGUAGGUGACCAUGUGAUUAGAGAAGGUGAAUGGAUUUCACUUAAUGGUUCAACCGGUGAAGUUAUAUUGGGUAAACAGCAACUGGCUCCACCCGCGAUGAGCCCUGAUUUAGAAAUAUUUAUGUCGUGGGCUGAUCAAGUAAGACGUCUCAAGGUAAUGGCAAAUGCAGACACACCUAAUGAUGCUUUAACGGCUAGAAACAAUGGUGCACAAGGGAUUGGACUUUGUAGGACUGAGCAUAUGUUUUUCGCUUCCGAUGAGAGGAUAAAAGCUGUAAGAAAAAUGAUCAUGGCCGUCACUCUGGAGCAAAGAAAAGCAGCUCUGGACCUCUUACUGCCUUACCAAAGAUCUGAUUUCGAGGGCAUUUUCCGAGCAAUGGAUGGACUUCCGGUGACGAUCCGCCUUUUAGACCCUCCCCUUCAUGAAUUUCUACCCGAAGGUGAUCUAGAUCACAUAGUGAGUGAACUUACAGUGGAUACAGGCAUGACCGAGGAUGAAAUUUAUUCGAGGAUCGAAAAACUAUCCGAAGUGAACCCAAUGCUUGGUUUUCGCGGCUGCAGGCUUGGGAUUUCAUAUCCGGAGCUAACGGAGAUGCAGGCUCGUGCAAUCUUUCAAGCUGCUGUGUCUAUGACCAACCAGGGCCAUACAGUUAUUCCGGAGAUCAUGGUUCCAUUAGUCGGAACACCUCAGGAACUGCGACAUCAAAUUAGUCUCAUUCGCGGUGUAGCAACGAAUGUUUUUGCUGAAAUGGGGUUGACAUUGGAGUAUAAGGUGGGCACCAUGAUUGAGAUUCCUCGAGCUGCGCUAAUCGCCGAUGAGAUCGCAAAAGAAGCUGAGUUCUUUUCGUUCGGAACCAACGAUCUCACACAGAUGACGUUCGGGUACAGUAGAGAUGAUGUUGGCAAGUUUCUACAAAUUUAUCUUUCCCAAGGCAUUUUACAACAUGAUCCAUUUGAGGUUCUUGACCAAAAAGGGGUGGGUCAAUUGAUCAAGAUGGCUACUGAGAAGGGCCGUGCGGCCAAUCCUAAGUUAAAGGUUGGGAUAUGCGGGGAGCAUGGUGGGGAGCCUUCUUCUGUUGCAUUUUUUGACGAAGUUGGACUAGAUUACGUGUCCUGUUCUCCAUUUAGGGUUCCUAUUGCAAGGCUAGCUGCUGCACAAGUUGCUGUUUAAGCUUCAAAAGGCGGAUGGCUUACGCACUUCACAUUCACGUCAUUGUAUAUAAAUAAUUCUGGGUCUCGACCCUAGUGUAAUGGCGAAAAUGAACGCAGUUUAGACGAAAUAACCACUUAUAUCUUGGUUUCAUUUGGUAGACAAGAAUUUACUUUUCAUACACAAACAAUGCAUUGAGUUCCAUAUAUUUUGAA
Molecule: messenger RNA, 3305 nt
Organism: Helianthus annuus (common sunflower)
Lineage: Eukaryota; Viridiplantae; Streptophyta; Magnoliopsida; Asterales; Asteraceae
Product: pyruvate, phosphate dikinase, chloroplastic
Exons: 20
Coding region: 259-3111 (950 amino acids)
Biological process (GO): phosphorylation; pyruvate metabolic process
Molecular function (GO): kinase activity; pyruvate, phosphate dikinase activity; ATP binding
Source: RefSeq, a predicted model, not a curated record